CAACUUCAUCUUGACAUCUUGAACCUCGCCUUUCUCCGUCUAAAACGUCGCGGUCGCAAGUACCAAGAAACAUGGUUCGCCACAAGAAAGACAACUCGUCCGCCAAGGCAAAGAAAUUCUCCACGAAACCUCGACACACAGCACGCUCUACAGGACCUGGAGGCGAAGAUGGUGGCGCUAGUGAGCGCCCUCCUUUCAAAGCAGCAUGCUGGGAUUUCGGCCACUGUGACUCGAAAAGAUGCAGUGGGAAACGGCUCAUGCACUUUGGCAUGAUGCGUGAACUACCCAUCGGCCAGAAGUAUCCUGGUGUCGUCAUCUCCCCGAACGCAAAGCGAGUCUUAUCCCCCGCUGAUAAGGACUUACUGGAACAAUACGGCGCAGCCGUAGUCGAAUGCUCAUGGGUCCGAGUACAAGAAAUUCCCUGGUCACGCAUCGGUGGCAAAUGUGAGCGGCUACUACCUUAUCUCGUGGCUGCGAAUCCCGUCAACUACGGCCGACCAUGGCGGCUGAACUGCGUCGAAGCACUGGCCGCGUGCUUCUGCAUAUGCGGCCACCAAGACUGGGCGGAGGUGGCACUACGACAUUUCCCGUAUGGCAAGCCGUUUCUGGAAAUCAACUCGCAGCUAUUCAAGCGAUAUGCCGCUUGUCAGGACGAAGAUGAGAUCAAGAAAGCGGAGGAGACGUGGUUGGCCAAACUGGAGAAGGAGUACUCGGACAGUCGACUCAAAGGACCGACCGACGACGAUGAUGAUUGGGCCGGAGGCAACUCAAACAGACGCGAGGUGUUUGCUUCAGACGAGGACGAGGAUGAGGACGAAGAUGACGACAGGAACUCAGAAGAAUCGGAAGACGAAGACGACAGCACCUCACAUCAGCAAGGCGUGCCACUGGGUUUUCCACCGGAUGAGGACGACGAGGAUGAAGAGGCCGAAAUGGCAGAAAUUCGCCGCAAGAUCCUGGCAUCAAAGCCCUUCUCCGAGUCCAUUCCGUCGGAAAACCGCAAGAGAGAGCCGCAGCAAGGACACGCCGACAGCGCGGCUACGAUGCUGACUACAGAACCUCCAGCAGCGCUUGCAGAGUCUGAUGCAGAGUCCGGCUCGGGGGAGGAAGAUUACGACGACUUUGACCAGAUCGCCAACGCCACGCCCGUGACAGAUCGGACGGGCAUCGUCGCACGAGAAAGACAGAAGAAGUUGGAGCAAGCCAGUGCGUCGUUCUCGAGGACCAUAGUCUCUGCCCCCAAGAAGUGGUAGUCACGCCGCAGUCGGAUAUGCCAUUGUAGUCCGAACAGAUCAGCGGGUGCCGCAUUCCUGCCUUCCACUUCCACUUUCACAUGCGGUCGAUAAAACGAGGCCCCAUCGUCCUUUUGCAGUACCUGCACUGCACGUUAUCUCACAGCCCUUCUAUCCGUAGCUGUACUCGGAAUUCUU
Exophiala xenobiotica is the source of this 1430-nucleotide messenger RNA. RefSeq lists its product as uncharacterized. The transcript has 2 exons. Lineage: Eukaryota; Fungi; Ascomycota; Eurotiomycetes; Chaetothyriales; Herpotrichiellaceae. Gene Ontology annotation, molecular function: rRNA small subunit aminocarboxypropyltransferase activity. The record is from RefSeq and is a predicted model, not a curated record. Gene Ontology annotation, biological process: maturation of SSU-rRNA. The coding region runs from base 72 to 1253 and encodes 393 amino acids.